UCUGAGUUCAAGAGAUUCUCCGAGCUUCCCAGAGAGCUCCGAGACCAGAUUUGGAGCAUGGCUAUGCGUGACGAUCGCCCUGGAGUACAUAUCUUUGGUCAAUAUGACAAGACUAACGACAAUGUGACCGAGGGUCGCUCUCUUAUGCGUGGAGACUGGCCCAGCGACACUUGGGCCGCGCCAUCAUGGCGGCGUUAUUUCGAAAACCUAAAUGAUGACUGCAGCGAUGAGAACAUUUCGACAUAUCUGAUUGAUGGCGGCCUAUGGACCGCCUGCCAUGAAUCACGACUCGUCAUGGAAAGACGAUACAAACAGUCAAAUCGCAAGAUUUACGGAAGGCCUGAUUCAGAAUGGGCCAGAGACAUAGACCGGUUCAACAAAGCCACAACAGGCUACUUUGACGGUUCUCCCCUCCAUUGUAUAACUGUUUUUUCUCACCGAGACCUCUUUGUCUUGCAAGCAGAGGAUUUGAGCAAUAUUGAUUGGUCUUGGGUUUCAUUUGAAGCUUCCCUGGCCCGUCCGAUGGAAAAUUUCGGUGGGGUGCGGCAUAUUGCAAUAGAGUAUGACCAAAGGUGGUGGGAGGAGAUAUCCGACAAGAAAUAUUUCUCUGCCGGCACAAAUAUCAGAGCCCUUGUUGAUGCAGCCUUCGAAUUGCAUGAUUCUUUUUCGACAAUCUGGAUACUCGACCGUACCCUCAAGCGAAAGAAGGAUGCUCCAGUGUUGAAGGAAAACGCAAAGUCCCGUUGCAGUAUCGAUGCAUUCUAUGCCAGCGACAGGAAGUUUCUGGAGAUUAAGGGUAAGUACCCCAAAUGUACGGAAUGGGAAUACAUCAAGCCCUUGAGCCCUACUCCGAAAUACUAUUGCUGCUCAUAUGAUGAGUAUGAUGAGUGUGGUCCAGAUGCUCACCAGUUUAGCUCUUCUCCAGAAUUCAUCUCGUGUUUGGAAGGCGAGCUCGAUUAA
Fusarium subglutinans is the source of this 960-nucleotide messenger RNA. RefSeq lists its product as uncharacterized. The annotation marks the transcript as partial. The transcript has a single exon. The record is from RefSeq and is a predicted model, not a curated record. Lineage: Eukaryota; Fungi; Ascomycota; Sordariomycetes; Hypocreales; Nectriaceae.